AUGGCGCCCGUCAUAACAUCUCCGCGCAGCCUUGCGCGCGAUGCAAUUCCAAAUUCCUUCGACCACCACAUGCGCUCGUCGCCCUUUGCCACGGCGAGGCGACAAUCGGAACCGCUAUCGACAUGGUCAUCGCGCACCAUGAUUGCCCGCAGCGCAGCCGCUGUCGCCCCUCGGUCACCGUCCUCACAACACCACCAUAACAACCAUUACUACCGUGAUCUCACACCGAGACUUGAUGACAAUGCCGACAUUGUGCCCGAGACAUACGGCGCGCCCUCGGGCCCCAACGCCGGCACCGUCGUGGGCAUCGUGCUGGGGUCCGUAGGCGGAUUCUUGCUACUGCUCUGGCUCAUUUACUCCAUCGCCAACCUGGGCAACGGGCCCCCGGCCGUGCUUGAGACGGCGUCAGUGGGCGGUACGGAAUCGGUGGUGACGCGCAAGUCGCGAAGGCGGCAGAACCGCAGCCAUCGACGGGGCUCGGCGUCGGUGCGCGAUCGCCGCGAGACGGUCGAGGUCCGGAGAACCGAGCGCGUGGUCCCGGUACCCCCGGUGACCACGGAGCGCAUCAUUGUCGAGGAGCGCAGCCGGAGUCGCCAGCCCAUGCCCGGACCGCCUCCGCCUGCACCCCCUCCGCCCAUGGCCCCGCCGCCGCGUGUGGUGCAUGACGACAGCGACGACGAGGUCGUGGUGAUUGAGGAGAACUCGCCGCCGCGUCGGCGCGAUAGUCGGCAUCACCACCGGCGGCAGAGCAGUCGGCGGAGCAGUGAGCGCAGAAGGAGUAGUGGAUAUCGGGACAUUGACCCGUAUCGAUUUGCAGGCGGUGAUGCGUCCAUCCGGAGUGUGAGUCGGCGGAGGAGUUACUCCAGGGAUCGGUGA
Molecule: messenger RNA, 876 nt
Organism: Pestalotiopsis fici W106-1
Lineage: Eukaryota; Fungi; Ascomycota; Sordariomycetes; Amphisphaeriales; Sporocadaceae
Exons: 1
Coding region: 1-876 (291 amino acids)
Source: RefSeq, a predicted model, not a curated record